Messenger RNA from Meloidogyne enterolobii, 1261 nucleotides. Lineage: Eukaryota; Metazoa; Nematoda; Chromadorea; Rhabditida; Meloidogynidae. The record is from the annotation of a GenBank genome assembly.
UUUAUAAAUUUUUUUGCCCCUUUUUGCUAUUGCUAAAAAUACCUAUGUUAGUUUCAAUCUACUUACCUAUUUUUUUUGAACUUUUUAACUACAUAUAUUUUAUAACGUCAUGGGUUACAUCAUUCUCUAGGCCACAAAAUGUCUGCACAAACAUUAAAUAUAUUUAAUCCUUUUAAAUUUAUCAUUUUUUCUUCUAGUUUUCUUGUCACACACAAAUACACACACACUUCAAUUUCAGUCAUCUUUUUUACAAAUAAAAAGAAAAGAAAAUAAAUUAUUAAAUAAUUUCCUUUUUUUCCCAUAACUUCAAGUGGCCUUUUUUAAUUUUUACAACAAAAAAGAAAAGUAAAGGAGAAUGUCUUAUCCAAAUGCAAAGAUUUUAUUUACUCCUUUCAUUUUUAAUAAAAUUCAAAUAAACAAUCAAUAUAUGGGAACAGUUUCAAAAAUCAAUAAAAUUGUGAAACAACGUUCAUUAAAUGAAGAAGAUUAUUUACAAAUGGAUGGAAGAUUUAAAAGAAGUUUUGAUAAUUCUGAUUCAAAACAAAAAAUUAUUUUAAAUACAAAAUCUCUUCGAAAAUGUUAUGAAAAGAAAAUUGAUGAACCUUUUCUACUUGAAUCUAAUAUGAAAAAAUGUCCAUUUGAUCAAUUCGAUGAUUGGUUCAGAAAUAUUUGUGAAAUUGAAGAUUUGACUCAUAAUGAGGUUAAUGCUUUUGCUCUCUCUACUGUUAGCUCUGAUUGUAAACCAAGUUGUAGAAUGUUACUUUUAAAGGGAUACAAUGCUGAUGAAGGUUUUGUAUUUUUUACACAUUCUUUGAGUAAAAAAGGUUGUGAAUUAGCAUUAAAUAAAAAUGCUUCAAUGCUUUUUUAUUGGCCAAAAGUUGACAGACAGAUUCGAAUUGAAGGAAUUGUGAAUAUUUUGGAUUCUAAAAUUGCUGAUGAAUAUUGGAUACAGAGACCUAUUGGUUCUAGAAUAGGUUCUAAAUUGAGUGAACAAAGUUGUACUAUUCCCAACAGAGAGUAUUUGGAGGAAAAACAAUACAAAUUAGAAUUACUUUUAAAAAAAGAAGGAGAGGGGGCUAUAACAAGACCGACAGAUUGGCUUGGUUAUUCACUUAAACCAAAUUAUUUUGAAUUUUGGCAAGGUCAGGGGAAUAGAGUUCAUGACCGUAUAGUUUAUGAAUUGAUGAAAAUAAAUAAUGAAAAUACUCAGAAUUGUGCUAAAGAAUUUAAUAAAUGGAAAAUGUCGAGACUUGCGCCUUAA